UCCAAGCCAUAUAUAUUUGACCGUGUAUUCCAGUCAAACACAUCACAGGAACAAGUAUACAAUGACUGUGCUAAAAAGAUUGUCAAAGAUGUACUUGAGGGAUACAAUGGUACAAUAUUUGCUUAUGGGCAAACAUCAUCUGGAAAGACACACACUAUGGAAGGGAAGCUUCAUGACCCGGAUGGAAUGGGUAUUAUUCCAAGAAUAGUGCAAGAUAUUUUUAAUUAUAUUUACUCCAUGGAUGAAAAUCUUGAGUUUCAUAUUAAGGUAUCGUAUUUUGAAAUAUACUUGGAUAAAAUAAGGGACCUUUUGGACGUUUCAAAGACCAAUCUUUCUGUUCAUGAGGACAAAAAUAGAGUUCCCUAUGUGAAGGGUUGCACAGAGCGUUUUGUUUGUAGUCCAGAAGAAGUUAUGGAUACUAUAGAUGAAGGAAAAUCAAACCGACAUGUGGCAGUUACAAAUAUGAAUGAACACAGCUCCCGAAGUCAUAGUAUUUUUCUUAUUAAUGUAAAACAAGAGAAUACUCAAACAGAACAGAAACUAAGUGGAAAACUUUACCUUGUGGACUUGGCAGGUAGUGAAAAGGUCAGUAAAACUGGAGCAGAAGGUGCUGUGCUGGAUGAGGCCAAGAACAUCAACAAGUCUUUGUCUGCUCUUGGAAAUGUCAUCUCAGCUUUGGCUGAAAGCAGUACUUAUGUUCCAUACCGUGAUAGCAAAAUGACCAGAAUCCUCCAAGAUUCACUUGGGGGUAACUGCAGAACCACUAUUGUUAUUUGCUGCUCUCCGUCAUCGUACAAUGAGUCGGAAACGAAAUCUACUCUUCUCUUUGGCCAAAGAGCAAAGACCAUCAAGAACACAGUCUGUGUCAAUGUGGAGCUCACUGCAGAGCAGUGGAAGAAAAAGUAUGAGAAGGAAAAAGAGAAGAACAAGACUCUGCGUAACACCAUACAGUGGCUGGAAAAUGAACUCAACAGAUGGCGGAAUGGGGAGACUGUUCCAGUUGAUGAACAGUUUGACAAGGAGAAGGCCAACCUAGAAGCUUUUGCAGUGGACAAGGACAUUACUGUUAUUAAUGAUAAACCAGCUACCACAAUUGGAGUAACGGGCAACUUCACUGAUGCCGAGAGAAGAAAGUGUGAGGAAGAAAUUGCCAAACUGUACAAGCAACUGGAUGACAAGGAUGAAGAAAUUAAUCAGCAGAGUCAGCUAGUAGAAAAACUGAAAACACAGAUGUUGGAUCAGGAAGAGCUUCUAGCAUCGACCAGACGGGACCAAGACAACCUGCAGGCAGAGCUGAAUCGUCUUCAGGCUGAAAAUGAUGCCUCUAAAGAGGAAGUGAAAGAGGUGUUACAAGCCCUUGAAGAGUUAGCUGUCAAUUACGAUCAGAAGUCUCAGGAAGUAGAAGAUAAGGCAAAGGAAUAUGAACUGCUUAGUGAUGAACUCAAUCAAAAAUCGGUCACUUUAGCCAGUAUAGAUGCAGAACUUCAGAAACUUAAAGAAAUGACCAACCAUCAGAAGAAACGAGCAACAGAAAUGAUGGCCUCCUUAUUAAAAGAUCUUGCAGAGAUAGGAAUUGCAGUAGGAAAUAAUGAUGUCAAGCAGCCUGAGGGAACCGGGAUGAUAGAUGAAGAAUUCACAGUUGCAAGGCUGUACAUAAGUAAAAUGAAAUCAGAAGUGAAAACAAUGGUCAAACGUUGCAAACAGUUAGAAGGCACACAAGCUGAAAGCAAUAAGAAAAUGGAAGAAAAUGAAAAGGAGCUGGCUGCCUGCCAGCUCCGUAUCUCUCAGCAUGAAGCCAAGAUCAAGUCAUUGACUGAAUAUCUUCAGAAUGUGGAGCAGAAAAAGAGGCAACUGGAAGAGUCUGUGGACUCCCUUAAUGAAGAACUAGUUCAACUCCGAGCACAGGAAAAAGUCCAUGAGAUGGAGAAAGAGCACUUAAAUAAGGUUCAGACUGCAAAUGAAGUCAAGCAAGCUGUGGAACAGCAAAUUCAGAGCCAUCGUGAGACGCAUCAGAAACAAAUCAGUAGCCUAAGAGAUGAGGUUGAUGCAAAGGAGAAACUUAUCACUGAACUUCAAGACCAAAACCAGAAGAUGAUGCUUGAACAGGAACGUCUUAGGGUUGAGCAUGAGAAGCUGAAAGCGACUGAUCAGGAAAAGAGUAGAAAACUGCAUGAACUCACGGUUAUGCAGGAUAGACGGGAACAAGCGAGGCAAGAUUUAAAGGGUUUGGAAGAGACUGUGGCAAAAGAACUUCAGACUCUUCACAAUCUUCGGAAGCUGUUUGUUCAAGAUCUGGCUACUAGAGUGAAAAAGAGUGCCGAGAUUGACUCGGAUGAUACAGGAGGCAGUGCUGCACAGAAACAGAAGAUUUCCUUCCUUGAGAAUAAUCUUGAACAGCUUACAAAGGUUCACAAGCAGCUGGUACGUGAUAACGCGGAUCUUCGCUGUGAACUUCCUAAACUGGAGAAGCGACUCAGAGCUACAGCUGAGAGAGUUAAAGCUUUGGAGUCGGCUCUGAAGGAGGCUAAAGAGAAUGCUUCUCGUGAUCGCAAACGGUAUCAGCAAGAGGUGGAUCGUAUAAAGGAAGCUGUGAGAUCCAAGAAUAUGGCCAGAAGAGGACAUUCUGCGCAGAUCGCUAAACCUAUCCGUCCUGGCCAGCAUCCAGCAGCUUCUCCAACUCAUCCAAGUGCAAUUCGUGGUGGAGGUGCGUUCACUCAAAACAGCCAGCCAGUUGCACUGCGUGGAGGUGGAGGACGGCAAGACAAAGUUUGCUGAGAAGUGAAUGCUGUGUGAGGAGGAUUGGAUAUUGUGUAGAGGGAGUCAUUCCAUGACAAUAAUAUCUCCCUUUGGGGACUGUAGGAUUAUUUUUUCAAAAUGUAUAAAUUAUACCUGGCCUGUACAGCUCUUUCCCCUUCUACAAAUUCUAACUGAUUCUCCCCCCCAAAAAAAAAAAAAAAAAACAAAAACCAACCUAGAGUGCAAUUUUGGCGUCUUGAAGAAUGACAUGUUACUUAAAGUGUAGCUCUGCUCAUUACACAGUUUGUCUUUCAUGUCUUAAAUUUAGUCUGCACUGUGCCAAGCUGAAUGUACGUUGAGAAAAUCUUAGUUCAAAUUUUCUAGCUUAAUUUGUGUACAUCUUAUUGUC
Merops nubicus (carmine bee-eater) is the source of this 3145-nucleotide messenger RNA. It is a transcript of the gene KIF5B, whose product is annotated as kinesin family member 5B. The annotation marks the transcript as partial. Gene Ontology annotation, biological process: microtubule-based movement. The record is from RefSeq and is a predicted model, not a curated record. The transcript has 25 exons. Lineage: Eukaryota; Metazoa; Chordata; Aves; Coraciiformes; Meropidae. Gene Ontology annotation, molecular function: microtubule motor activity; microtubule binding; ATP binding.